AAAGGCUUCAAAAUUACCAACUUAAGACAAAUAACAUACAUUUAAUAAACCCAUUACUAAUAGAGAAUUGAACUUGUUAUCUCAUGACAUUAUUAUUUGCAAGACAAAGCAACAGUAAGAGUAAUCCUAUCCUCCCUUCACAACUUGAUCAAAAUGGCUCCCAUGUCACGACUAUCCACCGAUGCUUAUGAAAACUGCCCUGCGGAUGGUGCUCAUUGGGUAGUGACGGCUAGGACUCCAGCUGCAGGGGGUUUCAGCCCUUUUAGCCAUCUCUCGUUUGAAGACGCAGACUCACCUCUCAACAUUGAGGAGGAGGCGGAGAGUACACAAUCACCUUCUGAUGCAAGAUCGAAAAGUCUUAAUUAUCCUAAUUGGGGCCUGCGUGGCAUGCUUCAUGUACCUUUUCGCGUUGCCAUCAUAUACCGGAAGUCGCGGUUUUGUUUCUCCCCUUGAUGAAGGAGUGCGUCAAUUUUCAUCUCUGAAGGCAGACACGUGGGAGGAUACCUUGAUUGGGAAAUUGACAUCAGGAUCAGACAGGGUUAAGAGUAACCCCUACACAAUCUUACAACAUGCGUCAUCUCAGCUUGUCUUCAAUGAAGCCAUUACAAAGUACUGGAAUCCAAUAGGUGGGGUCAAUAUGGAUCUCCCAUUCAAAUACAAGUCCUUGACAAAUUACCCUGUAAAUGGAACAAAGCUUAUUGUAUUUGAUAAUUGUCCUGACUGGUUGCGCUCAUCACUUAAAGGUAAGAUGAAGCUAUGCAAAUACAGCAACUGUUUGUUGUCAGAGAAUCGCUCAAUGAUUGCAGAGGCAGACGCAGUGCUCUUCAAUGGCAGAUCGAUAACCCCGACACCCCCAACCCGCACCCCGGGACAAGUGUGGAUAAUAUUCGCUUGGGAGAGUCCUGCUAACCUUGCACACACAAUGACCACAAUGCACACACUGAAAUGGAGAAGAGUAUUUAAUUGGACUAUGACAUACAGAACAGAUUCCGACCUCUUCGCGCCCGUGGGGAUGUUUUUACCGACUCUGAAACUCCCCUCGUAUCAUGAUCUUCUGAAUAUCGUGCAACGCAAGACGAAGGCAGUUGCUUGGUUUGUUAGCCAUUGUAAAACAGUUUCAAGACGAAUGGCAUAUGUCGAAAGGCUAAAGAAAAUCAUUGACGUUGACGUAUUUGGACGUUGUGGGCCUGAGGAAUGUCUAAAAUCUAGUCCAGAAUGCUUAAACAUGCUAAACCAUACCUACAUGUUUUAUUUGUCGUUUGAGAACUCCUUGUGUAAAGACUACAUCACGGAGAAGCUGUACAAGACAUUCAACGUGCCCUGCGUCCCGAUAGUCCGGGGAGGGGCCGACUACAAACACCUAGUACCCAAUGGGACGUACAUCAAUGCAGCUGAUUUUUCCAACCCGGAGUCUCUGGGCUGGCAUCUCAAGAGUCUUAUGUCUAACACGUCUGCUUACAUGGACAUACUCAUGAGGAAGGAACAGUACAGGGUUUUCGGGUCACAUCAUGGGAAGCAAAUGGCAUUUUGUGAACUUUGUUAUCGACUUAAUAACCCAGGUACUCUGUGGGACACACAGACAGAUGUAGAGAAAUGGAAAGAAGAAUGCCAUGCACCAAGAGAUCUUGGCUAGGUGAA
Molecule: messenger RNA, 1638 nt
Organism: Haliotis rufescens (red abalone)
Lineage: Eukaryota; Metazoa; Mollusca; Gastropoda; Lepetellida; Haliotidae
Product: alpha-(1,3)-fucosyltransferase C-like
Exons: 2
Coding region: 341-1633 (430 amino acids)
Cellular component (GO): membrane
Molecular function (GO): alpha-(1->3)-fucosyltransferase activity
Source: RefSeq, a predicted model, not a curated record